AUGGAGACCCCAUCUUCAAUCAGAAGAGUCACAAGGUCUCAGGCUUUGGUUGCUCAAAACAGCAACACCAACAACAUUCCCCUUUCAAGGAAGAAUGAAGAUUCUGAAAAGGUUGAAUCGAAAUCAAGACCAAGAAAUGGGAAGCAACAGCAAGACAGAUCAGCCCUGAUUGACAUAACCAAUGAUUCUCCGAUUGUGGGGCUUGCAAUGGGAAGCUUGGAGACCCCAUCAUCUGCCAUAGUCAAACAGAGAAGCUUUAGAGCCAAGAACACACCUGGGUCCGGAGAGGCCUUACUGAGGGGUCAAGUCAAGACCCUCUUGCAACAAGUGGAGGAAGAGGCCGAGCUCUCAAAGAUCACAUUGGAAAGCCGCCCUCUUCGUCUUCUCCAAGGAAUUACUGGUAACUCGCCAAUGGGACUACUUGCCCCAACUCCGGCAAACACACCACAGGUCUCUGACCUCUCUGUUGAUGCAAGUGGAAGCAACAAUGGUGGUGUGGGUUUCGAGAAGCCUUCUCCACUUAUCCAAGAACAAUUGAUUUCUCAGGUGGUAUGUGACAUCUUUGAGGGAAAGAAUCAAGAAAGCCUUGAAUCACAAAAGAGUAUCAUCAGCCGGUCUCUGCUGCUGGAUUUCUCUGAGAAAUCUGAAGUCUCCUCUGUUUCAUCAGAGUGCUCCUCUGUGAUUACUGAAAUCAAAGAGAAGUCAUCACCAGAUGAUGAUAGUGCUUCCAUUUGGUCAAUUCAGGUCAAUGCUAGCACCCAUGAUGAAGAUGAAGAAGAAGUUGCUCAAGCAGAAGAAGAAGAAGAUUAUUAUCUGAAUCUGAAUGAAGGUUAUGAAAUUGAAGAACAUGAACAGGAUGGAGGCUAUGAUCUUGAUGAGCUUUGUGAUGGUAUAAACAACAUUUGUGUUGAUGAGAAGAAAAUGAUCCCCAAGUUUGCUGGAAAGCAUACAAGAUUUGUUUAUGACAGUGAGGAUGACAUUGAAAUCGUUGAAGAAGACUUUUCAGCAGAGAGUCCUGAUUCAGGUGCUGUUGUUUCACCCAGUGCCCUUCGCUUGAAGGGCUUGCCAACACCAAAAGGCAAGCACAUGCGCUUUCUUGAGGAGGAAAAUUAA
Molecule: messenger RNA, 1113 nt
Organism: Prunus armeniaca (apricot)
Lineage: Eukaryota; Viridiplantae; Streptophyta; Magnoliopsida; Rosales; Rosaceae
Source: the annotation of a GenBank genome assembly